This is a messenger RNA of Aphanomyces astaci, 2676 nucleotides long. RefSeq lists its product as hypothetical. Gene Ontology annotation, biological process: microtubule-based movement. Lineage: Eukaryota; Oomycota; Saprolegniomycetes; Saprolegniales; Verrucalvaceae. Gene Ontology annotation, molecular function: microtubule binding; ATP binding; microtubule motor activity. The transcript has 5 exons. Bases 56 to 2293 code for a protein of 745 amino acids. The record is from RefSeq and is a predicted model, not a curated record.
GUUUCAAUUUGGGUCGGUUUCACAGCGGCGCGUGGCCUUGGAUGCAUGCGACGUCAUGGAGGACCCUACUUGUCCGAGCACAGAUCAGCCUUCAUCAGGCCUCGUCGUCGGGGACAAUCGAAGGAUAACGCCGCCGUCAUCGGCACAUUCCGUGUCACUGUCGUUGGACGAGGACCGUCAACUUGCCAAUGAGCGAAUCAAAGUGCUUGUUCGUGUCCGUCCGUUGUCUGCAUAUGAAAUCGCGUUGGCCUCGUCAGAUUUGGUGUCCACAAGCGCCACGUCCCUCCGGGUGCCGUCGUCAUCGUCUCAAAGCCACGUCGAGUGUGCUUUCGACCACAUCUUCACGGCAGAGUCGACACAGGCGGACGUGUACGCGUCUGUACAGCCCCUGGUGGCGGAUGUGCUGGAAGGCUAUAACGCGACCAUUUUCGCGUACGGGCAGACCGGCACAGGCAAAACGCACACGAUACUGGGCAUGCACGACAACGAGCUGGCCGCCCCAUCGCGGAGCAGCACGCCCGACCUGACACUGUUUGCGCCCUCUUGGGGGAUAAUUCCCCGCGCCCUGAUUCAGUUGGUGGACUCCACUGUGUCCAACCGUGACUGCACCAUUUCGUGUGCGUACUUACAGAUUUACAACGAGAAGAUCUUCGACUUGCUCACAGAUAAGAAACGGCAAAAGCCGCUAAUGCUAAGGGAAGCGUUGGACGGUACCACUGAUAUGGUCGUGCAAGGGCUAUCAACGUAUCCUAUCACGUCGUUGCCAGACGUGAUGGCAUUCCUAAAACGAGGGCGCCUUCACCGAGUCGUGCGAGAAACCGACAUGAAUACCCAGAGCAGUCGGUCGCAUGCGAUUCUGCAGGUCACUCUCAAGAGCCAGUCCAAGGACGGGUGCCGUCGCGCCAAGCUGAACCUUGUCGACUUGGCCGGGAGUGAAAAAUGGAACAAGCAAGCCGUGAAACCUGGCGUGGAAAUCGAAGAGAUGAAGAACAUCAACACGAGUUUGUCGGCGCUGGGCAAUUGUAUUGCCGCGCUCACCCAAUCUGGUCGCAAGCACAUUCCGUAUCGAGAUUCGUCCUUGACGCGCCUAUUGCAAGACUCGUUGGGCGGCAACACUCGCACCGUGCUGAUCGCGACCAUUACCCCCCGAGCGUCGGACGAAACGCUGCGAACGAUUCAGUUUGCUGAUCGCACGCGGGCUGUGAUGCAAUGUGUCGUUCAAAGUCAAAACACUCCAGUCUCUCCGAGGCAGCUGCACCUAGGACUUACGGCGGCCCGGGCACACAUUGCAAAGUUGAAGCAAAAAUUGCACGAAUUGGCUGAACAAAAGGAGAAACAAGCCGACGCCGUGGACAAAGUACACAAAUACGAGACCCAAAUGCGGGAAAAAGAACUCGCCAUCGAGCGGUUGCACGUCCAAAAUGGAUUGUACCAGCAGCAACUGCGAGAUGGCGAGCGGCAAAUUCAAAUGCUGAUGAGUCAAGUCCAAGCGUUGUCGACGCCGCCCAAAGCACGCUACGUGGAAGCUCCCCCCACAACGUUGUCAGCUAACCCUACGACGUCCAAUCAAAUUAGCCACCUGGAAUCGACUACCCCCUCGUCAUAUCAUUAUAGACCCCCCUUGCAACCAACGGCAACCUUCGAUGACAGAGUCAAAAGUAGUGACUUGUACAAGGCAAAGUAUGGCGCAAUGCUACCGAGCCAAAGCCCCCAAACGCAUCCUGACAAGAUGCAUAACACAUCUUUGUCAGGGUACCUGGCACCGAUGCCCCCUGCAUUUUCCAGACCACCACAACAAUCUUCAACUGUGAUCCUUCCCACCGUGAAUGUGACGCCAUCCCCUAACGCCAUAUGCUCGCAACAUCAACUCAAGAACUGCGUACUGUGCGCGCUGCGGCUGAAAAUGAGCGUGCCAGUGCCUUCGACUUUGUAUUCGCACCCCAAAGCUCGCCCCAGUCCACGCGCUUCGAUGCCCGCACUGACAAACCCACCGUCAUAUCCAGCGACAGCAGCUGCAUCUGAAGCAGGCUUCUGCACUACACACCAUCUCAAUCGAUGUGUACUGUGCAAUCGCAUUCCUGCCAAGCAGCAACCGGCAGUGAACUAUCCACCCAUGGAAAUGUCCCUGAAUUCUACCGCCGAUGGCAGCAAUAUCUGUACUCCACAUGGACUCAACAACUGCGUGCUAUGUGUGCACUUACAACCCCAGCGCUCCUUGUCGUUCCUGAACUCAAUCCCCGCAAGUAGUGCCACCAUAGCACGAAUGCGACCGCCGGUGGAUGUCCAACGAUGACGAAUUCUGCACCUUCCCGCGAACUUGUAAUGAAGUCAACUGUUGACUUAACGUUAGUUAUCGUCACUAGGCCUUUAUAUGCCACCCCACGUUGAAUGCAUGUCAUAAACUGGGUCAGCGCACGGCGCACAGGUAGACGCAUGUGCUCUUUAAGCCCAAAAUGGCGCAUGAUGUCGUACACGGUGCCACGAUGGAUGUUCCAUUCGUGUUCUGGGGGCGAUCCGAGGGUGUCGACAAAAUGUACUAUCCAAGCGACUCGAUGCCAACAGUAGGUUUGUGGCUUGGUCGCUCAAUGUCGUGGAUUUUAUCACGUAGGGUACUUGUUGCAGGGGUUGCUUCCUCGGUUGGGUUGAUUGGUGUUGACGGGGCUGGUUGCGGUAUGG